CCUUUCGAUCUGCUUCUUCCCUGUCCGUGCAUCAAGCACCGAACUCUGCUCCUCCCUGCUUCCGUCACGCGAGAGCACUCCACUCCCACGCGAACCCUAGCAGUGGUUUUCCCUGGGGGGGGCCGCUAAGCAGCUUGGUCCCAAGCUGUAGAAGCAACUCCGAUCCCAGCCGCGGCGCAUCAGCUCCGGUUUCUGGAGCCGGAUUGGGGGAUCUGCGCGAUGUCUUGGUCCGCGCCCGACGACAUCCUCCUCUCCACCUCCCUCGCCGGCUUCUUGGACAAGAAACUUAUUGUCCUGCUAAGAGAUGGACGGAAACUUCUUGGCACCCUCUGCUCAUUUGAUCAGUUUGCAAAUGUUGUUCUUCAGGGUGCUUGUGAACGAGUGAUUGUAGGGGAACAAUAUUGUGAUGUUCCUCUUGGUCUGUAUGUUAUCCGAGGAGAGAAUGUUGUUUUAAUCGGAGAAUUGGAUCGCGAAAAGGAUGAACUCCCUGCUCACAUGACAUGUGUUUCAGAAGCAGAAAUAAGAAAGGCUGAAAAGGCAGAGCGAGAAGCAAGGGAUCUGAAAGGCACGAUGAGGAAACGGAUGGAGUUCCUAGACUUCGAUUAAGAUCGUUUCCGUGGUAGGUUGCUGCUCCCAUUUUGUGGCCGCGGAGUUUUUAGUGGCGGCCUGUGCCAUACCUGAUGACUGCGCCGUAUCCCACAGUCGCAUGCUUCUCGUUUGUCCAGAAACGCUUUGGAUUGAUGGAGGGUUCAGCGAACAAAUUCCUUUUAACUAGCAGUGCUGUUUUCUACUACUUUUGUGGCCACAGAAUCCUUUGAUAGCCUCCUGAUGCAGCUUUGUGAACUGUGUUGAUUGAUUGCCUGAGGAGAUGAUGCCCUGCGCUCUCCUUGUCGUUCGAAACAGUGCCUUUUGCACAAUCGGGAUUUAUUUAUAUAACUGACAUUACUGUA
Messenger RNA from Sorghum bicolor (sorghum), 950 nucleotides. RefSeq names its product sm-like protein LSM1B. Gene Ontology annotation, molecular function: RNA cap binding. NCBI's taxonomy places the organism in Eukaryota, Viridiplantae, Streptophyta, Magnoliopsida, Poales, Poaceae. The record is from RefSeq and is a predicted model, not a curated record. The transcript is spliced from 5 exons. Gene Ontology annotation, biological process: deadenylation-dependent decapping of nuclear-transcribed mRNA. The coding region runs from base 220 to 606 and encodes 128 amino acids. Gene Ontology annotation, cellular component: P-body; Lsm1-7-Pat1 complex.